GCCGAGCUGCAGCCGGGGCUCAGUCGCCGCCGCUGCCGUGAACAUGGAGCCCCCGGACGCACCGGCCCAGGCGCGCGGGGCCCCACGGCUGCUGUUGCUCGCAGUCAUGCUGGCGGCGCACCCAGAUGCCCAGGCGGAGGUGCGCUUGUCUGUGCCCCCACUGGUGGAGGUGAUGCGAGGAAAGUCUGUCAUUCUGGACUGCACCCCUACGGGAACCCACGACCAUUAUAUGCUGGAAUGGUUCCUUACCGACCGCUCGGGAGCUCGCCCCCGCCUAGCCUCCGCCGAGAUGCAGGGCUCUGAGCUCCAGGUCACAAUGCACGACACCCGGGGCCGCAGUCCCCCAUACCAGCUGGACUCCCAGGGGCGCCUGGUGCUGGCUGAGGCCCAGGUGGGCGACGAGCGAGACUACGUGUGCGUGGUGAAGGCAGGGGCGGCAGGCACUGCCGAGGCCACCGCGCGGCUCAACGUGUUUGCAAAGCCAGAGGCCACUGAGGUCUCCCCCAACAAAGGGACACUGUCUGUGAUGGAGGACUCUGCCCAGGAGAUCGCCACCUGCAACAGCCGGAACGGGAACCCGGCCCCCAAGAUCACGUGGUAUCGCAACGGGCAGCGCCUGGAGGUGCCCGUAGAGAUGAACUCAGAGGGCUACAUGACCAGUCGCACUGUCCGGGAGGCCUCGGGCCUGCUGUCCCUCACCAGCACCCUCUACCUGCGGCUCCGCAAGGAUGACCGAGAUGCCAGCUUCCACUGCGCCGCCCACUACAGCCUGCCCGAGGGCCGCCACGGCCGUCUGGACAGCCACACCUUCCACCUCACCCUGCACUAUCCCACGGAGCACGUGCAGUUCUGGGUGGGCAGCCCGUCCACCCCAGCAGGCUGGGUACGCGAGGGUGACACUGUUCAGCUGCUCUGCCGGGGGGACGGCAGCCCCAGCCCGGAGUAUACGCUUUUCCGCCUUCAGGACGAGCAGGAGGAAGUGCUGAAUGUGAAUCUCGAGGGGAACUUGACCCUAGAGGGAGUGACCCGGGGCCAGAGCGGGACCUACGGCUGCAGAGUGGAGGAUUACGACGCGGCAGAUGACGUGCAGCUCUCCAAGACGCUGGAGCUGCGCGUGGCCUAUCUGGACCCCCUGGAGCUCAGCGAGGGGAAGGUGCUUUCCUUACCUUUAAACAGCAGUGCAGUCGUGAACUGCUCCGUGCACGGCCUGCCCACCCCUGCCCUACGCUGGACCAAGGACUCCACUCCCCUGGGCAAUGGCCCCAUGCUGUCGCUCAGUUCUAUCACCUUUGAUUCCAAUGGCACCUACAUAUGUGAGGCCUCCCUGCCCACAGUCCCGGUCCUCAGCCGCACCCAGAACUUCACGCUGCUGGUCCAAGGCUCGCCAGAGCUAAGGACAGCGGAAAUAGAACCCAAGGCAGAUGGCAGCUGGAGGGAAGGAGACGAAGUCACACUCAUCUGCUCCGCCCGCGGCCAGCCAGAGCCCAAACUCAGCUGGAGCCAAUCGGGGGGCAGCCCCGCAGAGCCAGUCCCCGGACAGCAGGGUUGGGUGAGCAGUUCUCUGACCCUGAAAGUGACCAGCGCCCUGAGCCGCGAUGGCAUCUCCUGUGAAGCCUCCAACCCCCACGGGAACAAGCGCCAUGUCUUCCACUUCGGCACCGUGAGCCCCCAGACCUCCCAGGCUGGAGUGGCCGUCAUGGCCGUGGCCAUCAGCGUGGGCCUCUUGCUCCUUGUCGUUGCUAUCUUCUACUGCAUGAGACGCAAAGGGGGCCCCUGCUGCCGCCGGCGGCGGGAGAAGGGGGCUCCGCCUCCAGGGGAGCCAGAGCUGAGCCACUCAGGGUCGGAGCAGCCAGAGCAGACCGGCCUUCUCAUGGGAGGUGCCUCCGGAGGAGCCAGGGGUGGCAGCGGGGGCUUCAGAGACGAGUGCUGAGCCAAGAACCUCCUAGAGGCUGUCCCUGGACCUGGAGCUGCAGGCAUCAGAGAACCAGCCCUGCUCAGGCCGCGCCCGCCCCCGCCUUCCCUCUUCCCUCUCCCUGCCCAGCUCUCCCUUCCUUCCUCUGCCGGCAAGGCAGGGACCCACAGCGGCUGCCUGCCUCCGGGAGGGAAGGAGAGGGAGGGUGGUUGGGUGGGUGGGAGGGGGCCUUCCUCCAGGGAAUGUGACUCUCCCAGGCCCCAGAAUAGCUCCUGGACCCAAGCCCAGGGCCUGGCCUGGGACAAGGCUCCGAGGGUCGGCUGGCCGGAGCUAUUUUUACCUCCCGCCUCCCUUGCUGGUCCCCCCACCUGACGUCUUGCUGCAGAGUCUGACACUGGAUUCCCGCCCCCCACCUCGCCCCUGGUCCCGCCCCUGCCCCCGCCCUACCUCUGCCCCACUCCAUCAUCUGUGGACACUGGAGUCUGGAAUAAAUGCUGUUUGUCACAUCGA
Symphalangus syndactylus (siamang) is the source of this 2422-nucleotide messenger RNA. It is a transcript of the gene BCAM, whose product is annotated as basal cell adhesion molecule (Lutheran blood group). Gene Ontology annotation, cellular component: plasma membrane. The record is from RefSeq and is a predicted model, not a curated record. NCBI's taxonomy places the organism in Eukaryota, Metazoa, Chordata, Mammalia, Primates, Hylobatidae. Gene Ontology annotation, molecular function: laminin receptor activity.